Molecule: messenger RNA, 366 nt
Organism: Porites evermanni
Lineage: Eukaryota; Metazoa; Cnidaria; Anthozoa; Scleractinia; Poritidae
Source: the annotation of a GenBank genome assembly
AUGAAUUGCUCCGCGGUUGCAUUCGCUGUGCUAUUUUUAUCUCUGAGAUGCUAUUGCGAAAAACUGGACCUAAACUCGGACCUUACUGUACCUUUCAAUGUAAUUGAGAAUAGAGAGGAUAAGACAACGAACGAUGGAAAUCAGUUAAGAUCGCUUCAUGGGGGAAUAAAGGCAAUGAGCAAGAGAAAUGUGAACUGUGGAGACGGCGAAAUGUAUUGCAUGGAUGGUCAGACAUGCUGCCUCAGUGAUUCAGGGGGCUUUGGCUGUUGUCCUGUUCCAAAUGCGAUCUGCUGCAGUAAUGGAGUUCAUUGCUGCCCUCAAGGUUAUAUUUGUGACUAUGGUAGUGGGGGUUGCAGAAAGAGCUGA